UUGAGACUUAUACUCAACGGGAGUCACUAACUUGUUUGAGCUUGACAACAUUCACACUGUGCCUUAGGCAGUUCUGAAAGAAGCCGCCUUUAGUGAGAGUGGAAACAUCCAUUGGCCACCUUUACGGGAAUAUCGAAUAGUCUAAGCCAGAAAGAGCCUCAGUUGCAGAGCAAUAUCAUAUCAUUAUUGUUCGUACAAGAAGAGUCGAGAAUUGGUGAUAGUGACCAGGGUAAUCCUGGCUGAUUCACAUCCCCGCAAACCUUAAGCCACCGACAUCACUUGAUUGCAUCUCCUCUCUUGAUAUCAUCUCAACUCUAUCAAACAAGAGGCCAAGGACUCCAAGGCUGAAGACUGAGACUGGCAACCAACGACUCAUUUCGCUAUGGCCGCCUGCACCACCUGCAACAAGGAAGAACCUGCAGUUCAGCUCAAGCGGUGUGCCAAGUGUUCCACCACGCCAUACUGCUCUCGGGAAUGUCAAAAGGCCGACUGGAAAGCCCACAAGAAGAUAUGUGGAAAGCAGGCAGAUUCAUUUGCUAAUGCCAACGUCCAUGAUCCAGACGAAAUGAGCCAGUCCCCAAAGAAGGGACUGGAGAAGUCUGUUCCCAACCCCUUUACUCGUCUCGAUAACGGCACUUACCUGCACAACCGUCCUGAGAAAGACGUCUAUCGACUUCUGAUUGACACCUAUCGUCUCCGUAUGGACGACAUGUACAACCUUGAAGGUCAAGCUGAUGGAGACAGUCUCUACGGCGGCGCUUCAGACGGGCUUCGGGGUUUUCAACGUUUCUUACGACAAGCAUCAGUUCGAAGAGGAGUACUUCCUUCAUGGUGGACGCCAGAGAAGCAGCAGGAGUGUGAGGUAUUAGGGAUGGACCCGAGUCAGUGGCAGAACUUGACGAGGACGACGAGGAAGCAGGAGAUUAUCGACUAUUAUGGGGAUCCUCGUUUUCCUAUGCAGUUGCGUAUGCUUGGAGAGGCUGUGUAUCUGAGCGCCCCUGGAGGAGGUGAUGGUUCACAGAUGAGAAAGAUGAUGGCUGCGAUGGAGGGAGGUUGAAUGGAAAGGAAGAGCAUGAUGGAUGCUUCGUCGUUCCGUCGCUGAGGGUGUUAGAGCACAUCUGGAUCCAAUGCUCUGCAAAAGUUGUAUAUGUUAUACGUCUCACUAUGUCACAAAGUUGACCAAUAUUUAGUUCUGCGCCAAUAUUGACGGGUUGGUGCCCAGCACACAUCCUAAAAACCUUCAUGAGUCAAACAGUCAAACUCAAAAGAUGUUCUCCAUCCAUACUCCCUGGAAGAUCCCAACUCGGUCCAGUCCGCUGCCAGUUCCAGCUCCGGGACACGCUCAUACGGCAGUCCAAAAACAACAUGGUUCGAAUCCAUCUUGACAACUAUCUUGCUUGGGCGUGUCCCGUCGCGGCUGCGUUUGGCCAGGUCCUUUGCGCUGAUGACUUUACAAGUCUCGAGUCUCCCAAAGUAGGGGAUAGCUACUUCAUGCGUUCCACACCAGAUAUAAUCCCCUUCGCUUGCGCAAAACAGAAUCUUGAGAGCGAGGCAAGCCUGUUUGGCAAAUGCGUCGUCAUAUGCCUUGGAUGUCUUUUGUAGUCUGUCUCCCAGGUCAUCUAUCAUUUUCCAGAGAGGUUUGCUCUCUUCAUAGGGUACGGGGUUCUUCUUGUUUUUUAUCACUGCUACCAUUACAAGCGCAGCCUUGAAAGCAAGGAAAUCCACAAAAUCAGCCCUCAUCACCGCAUUCGGCUCGACUUCCGGGGCUCUCAUGGCUUCGUGAGCCUUUAUGAUUUCUUGUGUUGCUUCCAGGAUGGCCUUCCUUGAAGGUUCAAAGUCGUCAACUUGCUGAGGAUCAACGUUUGACAGUUGGCAUUCGGGCCAGUUUAGCAUAAGUUCAAAUGAAUGGUAGAGAAUCUUGAUGUAGGCGCGGGUAAAGGCCUGCGGGAGAUAAGAGACAUAUCUCGGGUGUCCUUUUGUCCAAUGCUCCGGAAUCAUUGCUUUCAAUUCCCUCAUUUCUUGGAGCGUGCGUGUGAUGGUUGCGCUAGGGGUGUCUUCUUUCAUUAGGUUUCGGCUUGUAAGAAGGCCUGA
Fusarium odoratissimum NRRL 54006 is the source of this 2091-nucleotide messenger RNA. RefSeq lists its product as uncharacterized. The record is from RefSeq and is a predicted model, not a curated record. Gene Ontology annotation, biological process: regulation of transcription by RNA polymerase II. NCBI's taxonomy places the organism in Eukaryota, Fungi, Ascomycota, Sordariomycetes, Hypocreales, Nectriaceae. Gene Ontology annotation, cellular component: nucleus. Gene Ontology annotation, molecular function: DNA-binding transcription factor activity, RNA polymerase II-specific. Bases 383 to 1057 code for a protein of 224 amino acids. The transcript has a single exon.